Molecule: messenger RNA, 1221 nt
Organism: Theileria annulata
Lineage: Eukaryota; Apicomplexa; Aconoidasida; Piroplasmida; Theileriidae
Exons: 10
Coding region: 1-1221 (406 amino acids)
Biological process (GO): protein insertion into mitochondrial outer membrane
Cellular component (GO): SAM complex
Source: RefSeq, a predicted model, not a curated record
AUGACGGAAGAAAAGGUUUAUAAUUUGGACGUUUCCAAAAAAUUAGGAAAUGUUCGAGUUUUUGCCAAAGGACUCACCAAAAUAAAGUAUUCCACAAUAUCAAAAGAUAUUGAAAAACUCAAAGAUUCUAAAAAUUUGGGAGAACUACUAACUCAACUCCAACAAGCCCAUCAGUCACUUGAUAGACUUGGUGUUUUUAAGGGUUUGACUACAAAUGUGGUCCGUGGUGACCAAGAAGGUGACGUCGAUGUUGUAUUUACAUUCGAAGAGAAACCUGCCUUUUAUACUGUUGGAGCUAAUGUUAACUCAAAAACUAAAGCUGGAAUUGAGCUUAAAGGUGAGAUUCCAGGUGUUUUUGGCUCAUCAAAUACUCUAACAUUAAGUGCAAAUACUGCAGGAACUGGAAAUAAUGAACUUACAGGAAGUUAUUUUAUCCCAAGAUUGCCGUUAUUGGAUAAAUUUACUGGUUUAUUUUCAGUAUUUACAUCGUACAACGAUUUAAAAAAGUACUGCUCGUAUACUAAUAGGAUUAAAGGAUUCAAGUUCAUUUUAUCAAGCUUAAGCCAAAAACAUAAUUUCACUUGGGAGUCCUGUAUCAGGGACAUUUACCCAGUUUAUAACAAUAAAAUGAAGUCAUCUGAAAUGGUAUUGAGAAACAGUGGCUGUUCUCUCAAAAACUCACUAUCAUACGUUUAUAAACAUGAUAAUACAACUGGUGAUGGAGUGCCGACACAAGGACAUUUAACUCAAAUUAAAAUUGAGACUGGAUUGCCAGGUGGAGAUUGUCUAUUCUUCAAGCUUAAUUAUAAUUUAUCAUUCUCCAAACUAUUAUUUCAACAAUUGAUAAUGAAUAUUAAUGUUGGAUUUGGAUAUUUGUAUAAUUUUGGAAAUUAUAACAAGUAUAAUAAUCUGUUGGAAAAGUUUAACUUUUCCGGUCCUUCAGGAUCACAUUUAGCAUUUCGUGGCUUCUCUUUUCAAGGUUUAGGACCAUACGAUCAUGGGUUUAUUAAAACUGGUUCAAGUGAGAAUGGAGAAUGGGCUAAUAAAGUGGACCAUUUAGGUGGUGAUUAUUACACGAAUAUGCAAUUGUCAUUAUAUUAUCCUUUUAAGUUUUUAAACUUACCAAAGUUCGUUCAUUCUUUUUAUUUAUAUUUAGACCAAUGGUAUUCAGUUUCAUUAAUAUCGGAUCACUAUCAAAUAAUAAUAAACUCUGUAAGUUAA